This is a messenger RNA of Triplophysa rosa, 3063 nucleotides long. Its product is annotated as voltage-dependent calcium channel gamma-2 subunit-like. Gene Ontology annotation, molecular function: channel regulator activity; voltage-gated calcium channel activity. The transcript is spliced from 4 exons. The coding region runs from base 1720 to 2688 and encodes 322 amino acids. The record is from RefSeq and is a predicted model, not a curated record. Gene Ontology annotation, cellular component: AMPA glutamate receptor complex; postsynaptic density membrane. NCBI's taxonomy places the organism in Eukaryota, Metazoa, Chordata, Actinopteri, Cypriniformes, Nemacheilidae. Gene Ontology annotation, biological process: neurotransmitter receptor transport, postsynaptic endosome to lysosome; neurotransmitter receptor internalization; positive regulation of synaptic transmission, glutamatergic.
GGUCAUUCAGUCUUGGCAUUGUAUGCAGCAGAGUACUUGUGUUCACAGUUUAUUCAAAUAAUUUUGCAUAACAGUAACUCUGUAGCGGUCUACUGUGGUAAAACGGCUGCCGGUAACAUCACAAUUUUGAUCGGUGGUGUGUCUUACUGUAGUGUGUUGAUCAGUCCAUCUCUAAAACAUCUCCAAGUCUCUACUGAUGUCCGUUUCAUCGCGAGAGGGAGACAGUCGCCUUGGUAACGCAAGAGUCCAGCUCACAUCAUCUGCAGAACAUUCAUCACUAGGUGAUAGAUCAACUGCUCUCACUAAACAUGUAUUAGCGCAGUGCAAAUCUUAUUUUAAGAGUUUUUAGCUUAAUGAAUGUAUGCAAUCUGUAGCCUAAUAUUUCCUCAUUGAGAUGAAUGUCGCAAGUCGAGACACCUCAAAGUCACACAGUGUGUCUGGGCCUCAGAUGUUUCCUAUAUGUGAGAACGAACCGAAACCUUUAACGGAACCUGGAUUAUUCUGUAAGAAAUUAAAAUGUUCUUCAUCCGUCACAUUAAACCCGAAUAAAAGUGUUUGAGGAUUCUCGUCAGCAACAAGCGGCACCGCAGACAGACUGACUGACCGACAGACAGCAGCAGCGACAGACAUCGACCCAAGAAUCCCAUCUGCUGCAAAACGACACCGAGGAGAAAAGGGGAAUAUCAGAUGUUCCUGACUGACCCUGAUAUCAAUCAGCGCUCGCGCAUCCCGCCAUCCGUACGCCGCGAGCAGCCUCGCGCUGCUUUUAUUCAACCGUCGUGAUUCGGUGUUCGGUAGGCUACGUGUCUUUGAUUGCGGGAGGACUGAGGGGGGUCGGCUGUGGUUCGGGAACCGGGUGUGACAGCAGCUCGGGUUCGGCUGAGAGGAGAACAGCAGGGCUGCUGUGCGGCGAGUUUGUCGGUUCUUUUGACCGGAUUCGUGUCGAGUGAUGGUCGAAGAUUUUCGUUUGUCGUGGAGACAUUCGACGAUAUAGCCUAAAGGCCACCUAUGGAAACUGGAGACCAGAAUUUUAAGAAAAAAGGGAAACUGCUGAUUUCAUUUCAUUUUAUUCGCUCGCUCGUUUCUGUGAUCAUCUCCAGGAUGCAUUGAUUUCAUUGACGUCUCUCUGUCUAGUCAAAACGAACGUUUGAACGCAAAACUGUUCUGUUAAUGACUUGUUUCCAUCGGGAUAUCUCGUUUUCACGAGCCACUGCUUAGUUCAUUGGUUUGGAUAUGUCGGUAUUCCAACGUUUAGAUUAAUGGAGACAGAUAACGGAACAGGAGGCGCGCGCACGCGUCUGUUCUCCCGGCAGCGGUUCAGUGAUGUGACGGGUUUUCAUCUGGAUUCCGCUUCAGAGGAUGUAAAGACGCUGUGGGGCUGGCUCUGUUAACCUGCACUAUAUUACAACCAUAUAUCCUUCAGAUACGUUACACCAGCCAUAUGUAAUGGAUAUGGUUUUAACUUGAGUGGAUCAUGUAAUGUUUGAAGUAGAAGGAUGUGUCAGUCAUGUUCAGAGUAAUUUGUCAGCAUUACAUCAUGUUUUUAGGUAGGCCUACAGGUGAAGUUUGACUUAGAAGAAGAAGUGGCCUACAGAGUGCUCAGCCCUCCGGGUGUUUCAGACACCCCUUUUCUCCUCGUUUCGGCUGCUUAAAUUGACCAAUAUUUAUUUCCUAUACAUCAAGAGGAAAGGGGGCUCCCCUUUCAUAGAAUGUGGGAACAUGGGUGUUUAUGAGCGUGGGGUUCAGAUGCUCCUCACCACGGUGGGCGCGUUUGCCGCCUUCAGUCUGAUGACCAUCGCGGUGGGGACAGACUACUGGCUGUACUCGCGCGGGGUCUGCAAAAUAAAGAGUACUAAUGAGAACGAGACCAGUAAGAAGAACGAGGAGGUGAUGACACAUUCCGGCCUCUGGAGGACCUGCUGUCUUGAAGGUAAUUUUAAAGGCAUGUGUAAACAGAUCGAUCACUUUCCUGAAGAUGCAGAUUAUGAAGCUGAUGCAUCCGAGUAUUUCCUACGUGCGGUUCGGGCCUCCAGUAUAUUUCCCAUCCUCAGUGUCAUUCUCCUCUUUAUGGGAGGUCUCUGUGUCGCCGCAAGCGAGUUCUACCAGUCUCAUCACAACAUCAUCUUGAGCGCUGGAAUCUUCUUUGUUUCUGCAGGUCUGAGUAACAUCAUCGGGAUAAUCGUGUACAUAUCAGCAAACGCGGGCGACCCGUCCAAGAGCGAUUCCAAAAAGAACAGCUACUCGUAUGGGUGGAGUUUUUAUUUUGGUGCUCUGUCCUUCAUCAUGGCCGAGAUGGUGGGCGUCCUCGCCAUUCACAUGUUCAUCGACCGUCAUCGUGAGGUACGUGUGGCUCGGGUGCGAACGGGGGCCGGAGACUACCUCCAGGGGUCGGCCAUCGCACGGAUCCCCAGCUAUCGGUACAGGUAUCGGCGUCGUUCGCGCUCCUCCAGCCGGUCAACGGACCCGUCGCGCUCGCGGGAGGCCUCGCCGGAGGGGCUGAAAGGGUUCGGGGCGUUACCCUCCACUGAUAUUUCCAUGUACGCGCUCGGCCGCGGGGGCGAUACGCUGAAGGCCCCGCACGGAUCGCCACCCACGUACAACUCAGAAAGAGACCCAAACUUCCUACAGGUUCACAACUGCGUCCAGAAAGACUCGAAGGAUGCCAACCGUCGCACCACACCUGUAUGAGCGCCCCUGCUGGUGGGGAGGAGAACUGACCAAACAAAGCGAGCAAGCGAAGUAAAAACGCUCUCUGGGAUAUUUCUAACACUAACGAUAACAAGUUUACAUGUUGAAGUCCAAAAAAAGAAACGUGAAAAUGCAUGAUUUUCUAAUCUUCCAUAAACUAACACGUUUUUAAACCAUGUGUGCAGAGUUGUGACGCCGAACAGAGAGAUGUAGAAAUGAAGACACAGGGAGAAUCCUCAGCUUGAGGUUCAGAUUGAGUUGGUGGUCUACUUUCUCUGUCUCUUUUCAUUUCAUUUUGCACAUUAAUACUGUGACUCUUGUGGCCGCUGUGACCCCAGGGAACAUAAAAACACCCACAAACUGGCCACACUUGAA